Molecule: messenger RNA, 918 nt
Organism: Pipistrellus nathusii (Nathusius's pipistrelle)
Lineage: Eukaryota; Metazoa; Chordata; Mammalia; Chiroptera; Vespertilionidae
Source: the annotation of a GenBank genome assembly
AUGGCUUCCAGAGAAGAGAAAGCACAGAGCACACACAGGGUGCUGAGGAUCAGCCAGUUGGACGCACUUGAACUGAACAAGGCCCUGGAGCAGCUGGUCUGGUCCCAGGUCACUCAGUGCUUCCAUGGGUUCCAGCCGGGGCUGCUGGCCCGCUUUGAACCCGAGCUGAAAGCCCUCCUGUGGCUCUUCCUGUGGCGCUUCACCGUUUACUCCAAGAACGCCACCGUGGGCCAGUCGGUCUUAAAUAUCCAGUACAAAAACGACUUCUCCACGAGCCAGCGGUACCAGCCCCCGAGCAAGAACCAGAAGCUCUGGUACGCCGCCUGCACCAUCGGCGGGAAGUGGCUGGAGGAACGCUGCUACGAUCUUUUCCGAAACCAUCACUUGGCCUCCUUUGCGAGAGCCAAGCAGUGUGUGAACUUUGUGGUGGGCCUCGUGCAGCUCGGGGGCCUGAUUAACUUCCUGAUCUUCCUCCAGAAGGGCAAGUUUGCAACUCUGACGGAACGCCUGCUCGGCAUCCGCUCCGUGUUCUGCAAGCCCCAGCAGGCGCGGGAGGUGGGCUUCGAGUACAUGAACAGGGAGCUCCUGUGGCACGGCUUCGCCGAGCUUCUCAUCUUCCUCUUGCCGCUCAUCAACACCCAGAAGCUGAAGGCCAAGUUAUCCUCCUGGUGCAUCCCCCUCGCCGGGGCUCCGCACAGCGACAGCACCCUGGCCAGCAGCGGCAGGCAGUGCUCCCUGUGCGGGGAGUGGCCCACCAUGCCCCACACCAUCGGCUGCGAGCACAUCUUCUGCUACUACUGCGUGAAGAGCAGCUUCCUGUUUGACAUGUUCUUCACCUGCCCCAAGUGUGGCACCGAGGUCCACAGCGUGCAGCCGCUGAAGUCGGGGAUCGAGGUGUCGGAAGCCAACGCUCUUUAG